AUUUAAAUCCUACUGAUGAUCAAAUUCGUUCAGCUAAAAUUAUUUGGCAAGCUGCACAAAGUAAACUACAUGCUGAAGAACAAUUAGCCAUUCUCAAACAACGUAUCUAUACGAAACGAUUACCAUCAUCAUUGAAUAUUCUCGAUCAUUCCAUCGAUAAUGUUGAACAUCUACUCAAACAAUCCAUAAUCAAUCGAGAUAAAUC
This is a messenger RNA of Rotaria sp. Silwood2, 205 nucleotides long. The record is from the annotation of a GenBank genome assembly. Lineage: Eukaryota; Metazoa; Rotifera; Eurotatoria; Philodinida; Philodinidae.